AUGCCGGCGGGCAAAAUCCCGCAUGUUUUUACCGCCCUGCCCACCGUCCGCGUCGUGCGCCCCAUCCGCACCGUCCGCACCGCCGUUCCUAGACCAGCGGUGUUCAUUAUUUCGUUGGCCGCCCGCAGCGCAGCGUCGCCUGGCGUUUUCCUCGCCCAACAUUUACAGGCCCAGGCCCAGGGCCCCGCCGGCGCACAGGGGACCCUCACAACAUGCUGGGAAUAUCCUUGCUCCCCCGGGCCGGCGGCGCACUUUCGCGUGCGCGGCCGGCCGGCCGCCGGGUCUCCGCCUGCCCCUCCCAGUCGGCCGGCCGGUACGGCUCCCCCGCCGCCGCCGGUGCGCUUCGGCGGGCCGCCCGCCCCUCCCAGCCGGCCGGCCGGCGCUUCGCCCCCCCCGCCGCCCGUUCGCACCGCCGGCGGGCCGCCGCCGCCGCCCUCGCGGCCUGGCGCCCCGACCCCCGCCUCGCCCGGGUUCUCCAGCCCUCCGGCCCCGGCCCCGGCUCCGGCUCCUGUGUCGCGGCCACCGCCGCCGUCCGGCGCCGGGCGUGGCCCGCCCCCUCCAUCCAGUGCCGGCGCCACUGGCGGCGCGCGCAAGCGCCCCAUCAAGCGCUCGGAGAUCAGUGGCCCGGUGUCCGGCACCUUCCAGCACCUGUCCCACUUGGGUCUCAGUGUUGAUGGUAGCUUCAAGAUCGAAAACCUCCCGGACGAGUGGCGCGCGGUCUUCAUCAAGGCCGGUGUCAGCGAGGAGGAGAUGAAGGACUCCGGCACCGCGGAAUUCAUCAUGAAGUUCCUGCGUGAUUCCGGUCUGCCGGAUGCGCGCGGAGCGCCGGCCGGCGGGGCCGCCACCUCCUCGAUGGCCGCGCCUCCGAUGGCCGCGCCGCCGCUUCCUGGCCGUGGCCCGCCGCCGCCGCCGCCUGCCGGGCGCCCGGCCCCCCCGCCGCCGCCCCCGUCUGGUGGUGGUGGCUUCGCCGCGCCGCCGCCGCCGCCGCCGCCGGCCGGUGGUUUUGGUGGCCCGCCGCCGCCGCCGCCGCCUUCCGGCGGCUUUGGCGCCCCCCCGCCGCCGGCGUCCGGCGGUUUCGGCGCUCCGCCGCCCCCGAGCCGCGGCCCGGCUCCCCCGUCUGGCGGUGGCCUGCUCGAGGCCAUCCGCGGCCAUGGCGGUGUUCAGAAGCUGAGCGCCGCCUCCGAGCGCCAGAUCGAGCCCAGCGCCGCCAGCCCCGGUGGCAGCGGUGGUGAUGCCACUGACUCCAUUGCGUCGGCCCUGCGCCAGGCCCUGAACGCUCGCAGUGACGCGUUCCGCGGCAACAGCUCCGACGAGUCUGAGUCUGACAAUGAUGAUUGGGACUGA
This is a messenger RNA of Fonticula alba, 1344 nucleotides long. RefSeq lists its product as hypothetical. Lineage: Eukaryota; Rotosphaerida; Fonticulaceae. The transcript is spliced from 3 exons. Bases 1 to 1344 code for a protein of 447 amino acids. The record is from RefSeq and is a predicted model, not a curated record. Gene Ontology annotation, biological process: actin filament organization.